CCCCAGUCCAGAACCAGUUCUUCAGCUCAAGAAAUGAACUCGACUGUCAGGAUUGUGGAUAGUUAUGAAGAAGCUCUUGCCAAAAACAUUGUGAUUGUUUGUCUUGGUUUUAUCAUUAAUUUCAUCAACGGAAUGUUAGUAGUGACUUUUUUUUCUAAUACAAUGUUUUCAAGAGACUCCAGAUACAUUUUAUACAUUCACCUGGUAAUCAAUGACAUGCUCAUGAUAUGUGUAACAGUGAUUUUGUAUGUGUUGUCCUAUGCUUCACCACUUGUUAAUGUUUCGUGGUGUUGCAUAUUGGUGGUUCUUAGUUCAACCACCUUUAUGAUCACUCCUUUGAAUCUGGCUGGUAUGGCCAUAGAACGGUUCAUUGCGAUUUGUAAACCACUGCAUCACUCUCAGAUUUGCACUCCACAAAGGACCUACAUCUUUAUAUGUUUGCUAUGGGUUUUAGGAGCUAUACAUUGUCUGGCAGAUAUCAUUAUUUUACUUUUAACCCAGCCCAUAUCUUUCUUCAGAUCAUUUGUACCUUGCUACCCAAUAUAUGUGUUCCCAUCCAAAGCCCACCAGGAACACACCACUGCUUCACAAGUCAUCUAUAUGUCUUUGGUGUGGAUAAUUCUCAUUUAUACUUAUUGCAGAGUCCUGUUCACUGCCAGAAAGGCAGUUUCAAAGGGUUCAGCUAAUAAGGCUCGGAGUACUAUACUGUUGCAUGGUGUCCAGUUACUUCUUUGUAUGCUUUCCUAUAUCGCCCCAUUUACGUACAUAAUUAUUACUCCCGUUUUUCCUCAACACAGAGCUAAUAUCGGUUUCUGUAUUUAUCUGCUCACAAUUAUUAUGCCUAGAUUACUGAGUCCUUUGAUAUAUGGGGUCAGAGACCAGAAGUUUAUGAAACAAAUGAAGGAAUACUUUACAUGUAAAGUUAUUAUUGUAAAGAUUGUGCCAUCAAAAUUAUGA
Messenger RNA from Megalobrama amblycephala (Wuchang bream), 957 nucleotides. Its product is annotated as odorant receptor 131-2-like. The transcript is spliced from 2 exons. Gene Ontology annotation, biological process: G protein-coupled receptor signaling pathway. Gene Ontology annotation, molecular function: G protein-coupled receptor activity. The record is from RefSeq and is a predicted model, not a curated record. Lineage: Eukaryota; Metazoa; Chordata; Actinopteri; Cypriniformes; Xenocyprididae. The coding region runs from base 34 to 957 and encodes 307 amino acids. Gene Ontology annotation, cellular component: membrane.